This is a messenger RNA of Hyposmocoma kahamanoa, 679 nucleotides long. RefSeq lists its product as uncharacterized. The record is from RefSeq and is a predicted model, not a curated record. The transcript is spliced from 4 exons. Lineage: Eukaryota; Metazoa; Arthropoda; Insecta; Lepidoptera; Cosmopterigidae. Bases 278 to 679 code for a protein of 133 amino acids.
ACGGAUGAUUUACGAAGAGAGUAAUUCCUUCUGCAACGAGGUGAAUGAUAGCCAGUGUAGCUAUCCACUUCGGUGCUGAAUGGUUUCUUACAAUUAAAAUAAAGAUUUCAAUAUAAUACGCAUCCCAGCAAACUUUAUGAGAAGCAGUAAAGUGAUGUGAAUAAUAAUAUUUCCGAAAUCCCCAAUUUUGCCUACAACGAUUACAAAGCAAGUACAGAGUUAUACUUCGUUUUUUUUAUACCACACUCUAUGUUACUGCAUAUGAACACAUAGAACCAUGCACGUUAUACAAGUGCCCAAAUACACCAAAUAUAACAAACAAAAUGUAGUCUCAGUCUGUCUACUACCUCGAAGGGUAUCAUCGUCAAACAAAGUCAAGUCCAAACAACAAGAGUAUGAAGCCCGCUUCGUCAGAAGAAGCAUUCCAGGACGAAUCCCAUUCAGGCAAAUUAAAGCAGAAAAGAAACGGGCGUGGCGAAAAACAGAAGAGGAGAUGCGGCAGCAACUCCAACACAAAGAAUUAGAAAAAGCCGAAUUAAGAUUAAUAGACGAAAUACCAUCAUGGCAGUCCGCCGCGCAAGCAGGAGAGCCUCACACACUAUCCUGCAUAUGGCCCACGUAUGGAAUCUCGCAGGACGCGACUACAUUCAUAACAAUGCAUUACGCGACAGACGGCUAG